Mesorhabditis belari is the source of this 1272-nucleotide messenger RNA. The record is from the annotation of a GenBank genome assembly. Lineage: Eukaryota; Metazoa; Nematoda; Chromadorea; Rhabditida; Rhabditidae.
AUGAAAAAAUAUUCUGUAAUUUUAUUGCUUUUCACUGGUAUCGUUUCUUGUGAUGAUCUUUUUGAAGAAAUCCGUGAUGCCGAAUUCCUUUCACAAGCCGAUCUUCUCAUUGCUCAAUUAGCUCAAAAACUUUCCAUUCUUCCACCGGAGUUGAGAACCCCAUUUCAUUCGUGUAUGAAGACAAAUGUUGUCGUUGAAAGAGUGGGUGAAUGUCUACAACAAGCCAAUCAAGCAGCCACAACAGCAUCAACUUCAAUAAUUGCAUCACCAUCUACAGAAAUCCCGAAGAAAAUCGGCAAAAAACAGGAUCAACAAAAUAAAAUUUCUCCUGUCGAAAAAGCGAGAAUCGAGUUUAAAAAAAAAUUGGCGACACUGAGAUCAGAGAUGAAAAAAGCAGGAAGACAAUCGGCUAGCUUCCAAGAAGCGAUGGCUGAAAUGUCAUCAGUUGAGACGGAAUUUCAUAUGGAUCAAUCAAAAGAAAGAGAAGCAGUUGAUGAUGAGAUGGAUGAGGAAAUGACACCAAUCAGUACUACGACAUCUACAACAACAAUGACAACAACAUCGACAACAACAACCACAACAACAACAACCACAACAACAACAACAACAACAACAACCACAACAACAACAACAACAAAAUCUAGAGCUCGAUUCAUGGUGAAAUCAGCAAAAUCGUUGAAAUCGUUGAGUCUCGCCGAUGUUGGGACUCCAUCUCCAGUGGCAAGUAUGAGUAAGCUUCUCCUCUCCUUUUUACAUCCAAAUACAACCUCAUCUGAAGAAGAUGGACUAUUGGAAAGACAUGAAAAUUUGAUGAAAAAAGCGAGAGAAGAGAAAUCCCUCGAAUCGUCGCCCAUUCAAAGAAAUUCUCCUGUACAAUUCUUUGAUGUUGAUUUGGGGAGAUCCCAGCGAACUCCUCAGCUUAAAGGGGACAAUCUCCCAUUAACCAAAGAAACAUACGAAUUGAUCAACGGACUAUCAAAGACGAAAACAACAAAAGAACAACGGGAAUUCGCAUUGUUAAGCCCAAAAAUUGCCUCAUUGAUACCGGAAAGUCAUCAGAAGAAAGGCCUUCUCUCACCAUCAAUUUUUGCUCUUUAUGAAAAUAGCAACGAAGAACAGAUUUUACCGAUUCCAAAGGUUUUAAAAGAUUUGGGAUUGGAUAAGAAAGAACAAAAGAAAGUGAUGGAGGUGGCACUUGAGCUGGCUGGGGCACGAAAAAUCGUCUCGAAGAAGAGUCCGGCUGAGAAAAAGAAAGGAGAAGGUUAUCGAGUC